This is a messenger RNA of Colletotrichum lupini, 786 nucleotides long. RefSeq lists its product as uncharacterized. The transcript is spliced from 2 exons. NCBI's taxonomy places the organism in Eukaryota, Fungi, Ascomycota, Sordariomycetes, Glomerellales, Glomerellaceae. The record is from RefSeq and is a predicted model, not a curated record. Bases 1 to 786 code for a protein of 261 amino acids.
AUGCAUUCUAUCAAUCUUUACCUUCUUCUUACACAUACCUUGAUCACGAGCCUCCUAGCUAACCCAGUCCCCGUCACCAACCACACCUCCACCCCCAACAACGCCCGACGAUCCUACUUCACCCCCGUCCGCGAACCCGAAAUGCACCCAGUUGAAUGCCACGACGAAGCCGAAUUCCGCGGCCACGCCGACAUUAAGCCCAAAUUCUUCUUCGAGGGCGUCUACAAGUUCUGCCAGGAGCGCUACGACACGACGCAGGUCCUCGACGCGAGUGACGACCCGACGAACCCCGCUUACCACGACGGCAACGGCCGCCUGGCCCGCAAUGCGAGCUGGCGGUACCGGGACUGGCACGGAGUCAACCACGACUUUAGAGUUUGGUGGGAGGCGGGCUGCAGGGUGACCGUCGGGAAACAGAGCGUGCGGCGCCCGUUGGGGGAGGAAGGGGGCCCCGUGUGGACGCCGGGGUGUUAUGAGAUCAUGGGGUCUACGCAUUAUGAGUGUGAGUUUUCUUUAUUUUGGGCACCCCCGAUUGUCGUGGCAAUAUGCGAUCUGGGUUCUUUGCCAAGGCGUGUAAAGGCAACGGCGGCGUUGGUGGAAGGAAGAAAGUCGGCUGCCUCAUUUACGAGUAUAAAGGGGGAAAGGGUGAUAAUGACGACCCGGCGUCUUGAUGAAGAGCCGAGCUUCAUAUUGCAGGACGACGGCCACGAUGAGCCAUGUGAACUUCCAAAGAUGGCUUGGUCUUAUGGACUCAUUGGACAGAUUAUCUGCGAGGAAAGGAUAUAG